AUGCCUCGCAAUGCAAGAUCCCAUGCUUAUGUUGAUGUCUUAGGUGCUCAAGCCGCGGAUGUUAUUUCGUCUUCAUCUCCAUCAAACUUGCCUCCCACCCCGCAAACCGAUGUGAAACCUUCAACCCGUCAUGUACUCACCUCUAGGUCCACUCGCUCAUACUCUCUCUACUCAAGCGGGUUUGACCCCGAGCUUAAAGCUCGUUGCUAUGGGAGAAAGAAUUCCAAGCAGGAUCCCACGAAAGCCUCUGACAAAAGCACGUCUGAAAAGCGCAAGCGUGAGGCGUCCCCGACUGACAUUCCAAACCCGAAGGGAUGUAGCUACGGUAUGGACGAUGACUUUUUUGGCUUCACGGAGGAAGAGUAUGCCGAGGAGGAAAAGCGUCAGGCCGAGGAGCAGAAGCGCAAAGCCGAGGAGGCAGAACAUGCCGAAGCUGGAGGACCUUCCGCUAAGAAAAUCCGUGUUGACCAACCAAAAUGGCCUAGCCGCCGCUCUACUCACCGUCCAUCCACGAAAGUUCGCGCUGGAGCUGCGUCGCCUUCACACCAGCCUGAAUUCCAACCAAACCGCCGGCAUACAUAUCAACCCACCCCCCCUGGAAACCAUCGAAUCCAGUCGUUUGCUAGAAGAGGAUGA
Molecule: messenger RNA, 636 nt
Organism: Penicillium manginii
Lineage: Eukaryota; Fungi; Ascomycota; Eurotiomycetes; Eurotiales; Aspergillaceae
Exons: 1
Coding region: 1-636 (211 amino acids)
Source: RefSeq, a predicted model, not a curated record